AUGCAUCACGUCUUCAUUGUCCUCACAAACUGUACUGCUGUAAACCCCAUGCUGGUGUCGUCGGACAUUAAGUUGAAUGCAAUUAUUGCGUUAGACUUCCUCCGCGCUCAUCAGCUCAUGAUGGAUCCCAACAACUCCCUACUGUUCUACUUCCCGGAUCAGUAUUAUUCAUACAAACGACAACACACCCGAAUGGUUCAGCACGAAAUUAUUACCGGCAGCGCUCCACCACAACGUCAACCGCCUCGUCGAAUACCUUUCUACUAUCAGACAGAACUUAACAGCAUAAUCUCACAUCUCCUCUCCCAGGUUAUCAUUGAACCUUCAAACUGUCCGUGGGCCGAUACCGUUAUUCUUGUCAAGAAGAAGAAUGGCAACCCGAGGCUGUGCGUCGAGAAGCAGAAGCUGAACAAGAUCAUUGUGCUAGACUCCCUCCCGAUUAGGCGUAUUAAUGACACCCCACACAUGUAA
Molecule: messenger RNA, 471 nt
Organism: Dibothriocephalus latus
Lineage: Eukaryota; Metazoa; Platyhelminthes; Cestoda; Diphyllobothriidea; Diphyllobothriidae
Source: the annotation of a GenBank genome assembly